Messenger RNA from Xylona heveae TC161, 1605 nucleotides. RefSeq lists its product as hypothetical. Gene Ontology annotation, molecular function: DNA-binding transcription factor activity, RNA polymerase II-specific; zinc ion binding. Gene Ontology annotation, biological process: regulation of DNA-templated transcription. The transcript has 3 exons. The coding region runs from base 1 to 1605 and encodes 534 amino acids. The record is from RefSeq and is a predicted model, not a curated record. NCBI's taxonomy places the organism in Eukaryota, Fungi, Ascomycota, Xylonomycetes, Xylonales, Xylonaceae.
AUGUCCCAGUAUUUUCCACCAUUGCGCCCGGCUGCCUCGUCCGCCGUGGCGACGGAUGAGAGUUCCGAAAAAGAUUCUGAAAAGCCAUCAAAAAGGCCACGACGUCACCAUUCUGUUGCUCCUGCCUGUCUUUUCUGUCGUAAGAAAAAGGCAAAGUGUGACAGAACUAGGCCCAAAUGCAGCAAUUGCCUAGAGAAAGGAGUGGAUUGUGUUUACGACGCGGGGGAAAAUGAAAACCGCUAUCAGAUGCUGAGAAGAAAAAAUAAAGAGCUCGAAGCCCACUUGAAUGUAUAUCGACAUCUCUUCGACGCUCUCCGUGCUUCUUCGGUGGCUGGGCACCCAGAGCUUAGCCGUAUACUGACCACCGCUGAACUACACCAAUCGACUGCUUUGGCCUCUCGCUCGCAGGUGUUGGAUGGAGAUGCCGGGGAUGUCGUCGAAGAUAUCUCGGGCGCAAACGAUGAAGACGAUUUUGAUAAGGAGUCUCCUAGCCUUCUGCAUCGGCACCAAAGCGGCGCCUCUGAAAACGACUCUCCCGGAUCACCGAAGAUGACCGAUGGGAAAUAUCAGAUAAAUCACUUUGAGCCCGUUCGCACCAAUCCAUGUUCAAACGAGGCUUAUGAAGCUCCAGAAAGAGUUCAAGACGGGACCACUUUUGCGUCUCCGAUGUCGAGCAUCUUUUCCAUGCUGCAAAGAUCCCAAAAGUUGAGCUCGGAACCAGAAAGUGGAAUCUUCUAUCAAACAGCAUCAGCAAAGAUUCGAGAUAGAGACAUUUCGACAUCUCGGAAAAGCUCAAUUGCCAUACCAUCGUCUGCAAUUUCCCCGAGCAGCAUCAGCGACACGACAGCUUGCCCAGAGAUUGUGAACCGACUCGCAACGGGUAUCGACGACCCAGCGUUGCCCAGCAGACGGAAAAUAUCCGAGCACUCAGUGUCUUGGCCGACAUCCCAUUCUCCCAGUCGCCACCUUCCUGGGGAGCGUCGUUCUUAUGAAGAAUCUUUGACCAGUACGGUAUUUCUCAGAUUUCGCGACGCAGCACUUCAAAUGAUGGCAGAUGGCGUUCCUGCACCCGUCAUUCUUGGCCCACCUGAAUUUAUAAACUUCGACUUGUUUUUCCGGGAACGGACAUCGCAGGACAAUCAUACCGUGAGCUCCUUCGCAUGUGAGGUGUGCAAAACGUUGCCUGGACAGGAAAUAUUCGUGCUUUUGGCAGGGGCUAUGUUCCUUGGGUAUCUGAUGCGAGCAAGUUCCCCACUUCCAAAGCCGUUAAAUGAAUGGAAAAUUAACGCCAGGAAUCUGCAGUGGACAUUGCUGCCAACGGCCGAGAAUUAUGCCAGAGUUCCGGACAUCGUCAAGCCUUUAAUCAGCGAAGCAAUUGACACUGUGGGUGCAGUUGCUAAUAUCCUCUCCUCCCCUACCUUCUAUCAAGCUAUUGCGCAUAAAUAUCACAAGUGGUUGAUACCGGACGGGCAUAGUUCAGGGAGUCGGACUGUUCGCUGGCCGUUCUCUCUCGGUGAAGCCAUAACAAGGGAUAACCAAAGUGGUUGCACACGUCUGACGCUCGCCUUUGAACAGCACGUCUUGAAUCCGAAGAACUGGGGCUGA